Beta vulgaris subsp. vulgaris (sugar beet) is the source of this 1029-nucleotide messenger RNA. RefSeq lists its product as uncharacterized. Lineage: Eukaryota; Viridiplantae; Streptophyta; Magnoliopsida; Caryophyllales; Amaranthaceae. The transcript has a single exon. The record is from RefSeq and is a predicted model, not a curated record. The coding region runs from base 1 to 1029 and encodes 342 amino acids.
AUGAUCCACGUUUCAACAGAAAUAGGCGGGAAAUCUAUUUGGAUCUUAAGCACAAUCGGUAUUCCCAUUCCCCCACCUAUCAGAACUUCCAAAGAUAGGCGGGAUCAGAGAUUAUGGUGUGAAUACCAUCGGGAGUGUGGUCACACUACGAAAGACUGUCGGGAGUUAAAGAAGGCCUUGGAUCACUUGGCUGAUCAAGGAAAGUUGAAUAGAUACAUCAAGCAUCCCCGAGAAGAGAAGGGGAAGGAGAAAGAAGCAAGAAACGAUAGCGACAACACCGAUGGGUAUGUUGGUGUCAUAGCGGGGGGUCAUGCCUCAGGAGGAUCAUCUGGCCGCGCUCGCAAGGCCCACCUUCAAGCAAUGACACAUCGGGUGUUGGAGGUGGAGCCCGUAAAGGCGGGGUGCCCGAUAAUGACAUUCGGGGAGCCUGACCGGCACUUACACACCCCCCACGAUGAUCCACUGGUCAUUGAAAUGAAAAUAGCAAACUCCCGAGUGAAGAGGAUCCUUGUUGACAGUGGAUCCUCAGCCGACAUCAUCACGCUUGAUUGCCUACUCAAACUGAAGUAUACCGAGAAGGAUGUGAUCCCCACCAACCAGCCGUUAAUCGGUUUCGGAGGCGGGUCGGUCUAUCCUGUUGGUCACGUUAAACUGGCUGUAAGGCUCGGGGAGAGAGGAAAAGGUAGGAGUCUACCAGUAGACUUCCUAGUUGUUGACACCCCGCUGCCUUACAACGUCAUUAUGGGUAGGCCCACCAUGAACAAAAUAAAAGCCGCCAUCUCGGUAUAUCAGUUGCUGCUCCAGUAUGAAACCGAUGAUGGGCAAGUCGGGAAGAUUUAUGGUGACCAGCAAACAGCCCGGGAAUGUUAUGUUAACAGCUUUCGAGCUAAGGCACCCGAGGAGAAGAAGGAAAAGAAGAGAAAGAGAGAGGAACCAACAGAAGCCCCGCGGGCCUCGGGGUUUAUAUAUCCGAGAAUCCCAAGUACUAUGAACGCCCCCGACCUGUGGAGGAGGUCGAAGAGGUCGUGA